AUGACAUAUAAAACCAACUACGAGUUAUGGAACCCCGCACUCACUUCCCGCCGCCCGUCGCAAAUGUCAGAUAUCGACCUCGUCCUGUCGCAGACAUACCCGCACGUCGCCAUGCUACCCUACAUGCAAUGCCAGCACUGCAACUACGAAGAGCCUGAGGAGACCAACAAUAAUAACAACGACGACAACGACGAACAUCCUAGCAGUCCAACCAGCUUCAUAACCACUUUUUCGUCGUCCUCAAUCGGCUCGGAGGAUAAUGGCGAUGCUUUAUCGACGACAACGUCAAGUCCGCACGGCUGGUUGUGUCUCGAUAAUCGAAAACGGUCAAAGAUUCGACGUCGGCUGAGGCAGUUGUUGAAACGCUCGAACUGA
This is a messenger RNA of Talaromyces amestolkiae, 375 nucleotides long. RefSeq lists its product as uncharacterized. The transcript is spliced from 2 exons. The record is from RefSeq and is a predicted model, not a curated record. The coding region runs from base 1 to 375 and encodes 124 amino acids. Lineage: Eukaryota; Fungi; Ascomycota; Eurotiomycetes; Eurotiales; Trichocomaceae.